GGAUCUGUGGGGAAUACAACCCGCCUGUCUAAAAUCUUCGGUGAUGUUGGUACAGUGGGUCAUGCUGGGCAAUUGCCAUCUUCGAAGACCGGAGGUGACAUCAGCUAGAAGCAAAACAACUGAAGUAACGCUGCAAACCCGGUGUGGGACGGCAAGCAAGAACAUGCCUCGUUUCAAGUGCGUGGUAGUGUCGCCACUACGCUGCAUCACCAUAGCCUAGGAAUAUUGCAGUCAUUUGAAAGGUCCUUUUUAAUGGCUGAGUACUUUGUGAACGCCAGAUGGAAAUGGCAGCGUUGAUUAUGAACCAAGCCAGCUAGCCGACUAGCUUAGCGUUAAAUAAUUUGGGUCAAAAAAACAAUGCCGUGACAGCCACAGCGAAAUCAGAAUAAAUAGCCCCCUGGGCAUUUGAGUCGGAUUAAAAAUGACAGGCAUAAGGGCACGUUUGACAAGUCUGAGACAGAGGCUGAAGCUGGACUUAUUCAAAGAAGUCGGGCGACAGUACCCAGUGUUCUGCUUUCUCCUUGUUAUUUUGCUUCUAUCCACCGUCCUUCUGAAUAGAUUUCUACACAUUAUUAUGGUCUUCUGGUCCUUCCUGGCGGGCGUUGUUACAUUCUAUUGCUCACUUGGACCAGACACUCUACUACCCAGUAUAUUUCUAUCCAUCAGGCCAAAGGUUAAGCAAGAUCAGCAGGAGCUGUUUCCAUUGGGGCACAGUUGUGCAGUCUGUGGAAAGAUUAAGUGCAAAAGACACAGACCAACAUUGCUUUUAGAAAACUAUCAGCCUUGGCUAGACUUAAAAGUGCAUUCCAAGGUGGAUGUCUCUCUAUCAGAGAUUUUGGAAUUGGUCCUUGAAAAUUUUGUGUACCCGUGGUACAGAGAUAUCACAGAUGAUGAGGCUUUUGUGGAUGAGCUCAGAGUCACCUUGCGCUUUUUUGCUGCAGUGUUGGUGCGCCGGACACAGAAGGUGGAUGUCCCUUCACUCAUCACACAAAAACUGCUCAAGGCUGCCAUGAAACACAUUGAGAUUAUUGCCAAAGCAAGGCAGAAAGUGAAGAACUCAGAGUACCUGCAGCAGGCUGCCCUGGAGGAGUAUGGGCCCGACCUGCACAUGGCCCUCCGCAGCCGCAGAGACGAGCUGCUGUACCUGAGGAAGCUGACCGAGGUGCUCUUCCCAUACAUUCUGCCACCCAAAGCAACUGACUGCAGGUCUCUCACUUUCCUCAUGAGAGAAGUGUUGUCUGGUUCUGUUUUCCUCCCGUCUAUGGACUACUUGGCUGAUCCUGAUACAGUGAACCAUCUGCUGCUGAUAUUUAUAGACAGUUCUCCGCCAGAGGCUGCAACAGAGCCAACUUCAACCUUGGUGCCAUUCCUGCAGAAGUAUGCUGAACCUCGCAACAAGAAGGUCUCGGUGCUGAAGCUGGAGUUGAAGGAGAUCCGUGAGCAGCAGGACCUGCUCUUCCGCUUCAUGAACUUCCUCAAACAGGAGGGUGCCGUGCACGUCCUGCAGUUCUGCUUGACCGUAGAGGAGUUCAAUGACAAGAUCCUGUGCCCAGAACUGACUGAUGCUGAGAAGCUCAUGCUACAUGAAGAGGUAAAGAAGAUUUAUACCACCUACUGUCUGGAUGAGAGCAUUGACAAGAUUCGCUUCGACCCUUUCAUUGUGGAGGAAAUCAGAAACAUUGCUGAAGGCCCAUAUGCGGAUGUGGUGAAGCUGCAGACCAUGCGCUGCCUGUUUGAAGCCUAUGAACACGUCUUGUCCCUGUUGGAGAAUGUCUUCACACCCAUGUUCUGCCACAGUGAUGAGUACUUCAGACAACUUUUGAGAGGGGCCGAGUCCCCUACCAGGAACUCCAAGCUGAGCAGAAAUAGCGUGAGUUUGGAUGACAUUCGUUCUUCAGAGUGGGAUUGUCCGCUGAGUGUGGAGUGCCCGUCCAUCUCUCCGGGCUCAUCACCCGCAUUCGUCUCCCCCCAUUUCCAGUCCAUUCACACCUUCCCGCCCAGUGGCCUAGCGAGCCGUACUGCCUUGCAGAAAAACACCUCAAAACGGGGAGAAUCGUUUGGGAUCAGUCGAAUUGGGAGUAAAAUCAAAGGCGUGUUUAAGAGCACCACUAUGGAGGGGGCCAUGCUGCCCUCCUACGGACUGGCAGAGGGAGAGGACGACAUGGUGGAGGAAGCCAUUAUGGUUCUUGAAGACGACGCUCCUGUGGAGGCUAUCGGCACCCCCAGCACCCCUCGCAACCUCUCCGCCUGGAGCAUCACCAUCCCUUACGUCGACUUCUUUGACGACGAGGUCAAGAAAGAAAGGAUCCCCGUGUUUUGCAUUGAUGUUGAGCGUAAUGACAGACGUGCUGUGGGCCAUGAGACCGAGAACUGGUCUGUCUACAGACGAUACCUUGAGUUUUACGUCCUGGAGUCAAAACUCACUGAGUUUCAUGGCUCCUUUCCAGAUGCACAACUGCCCUCUAAAAGAAUAAUCGGUCCAAAGAACUAUGAGUUCUUAACAUCUAAACGGGAAGAGUUCCAAGAAUAUCUACAGAAACUACUACAACACCCUGAACUCAGCAAUAGCCAACUGUUAGCAGACUUCCUCUCCCCUCAUAGUAUGGAAUCCCAGUUCCAUGACAAAAUGCUUCCCGAUGUCAACCUAGGGAAGAUCAUUAAAUCUGUACCUGGAAAGUUAAUAAAAGAAAGAGGACAGCACCUGGAACCGUUCAUCCAGUCAUUCUUCAACUCCUGUGAGUCGCCAAAGCCCAAACCCAGCAGACCUGAGCUGACCAUCCUCAGCCCCACAUCGGAGAACGACAAAAAGCUUUUUAAUGAGUUGUUCAAAAACAAUGCCAAUCGAUCUGAAAUCAGUGAGAAGAAGCAUAAUCAGAAUUAUUUCAUGGAAAUGAUUACUGUGGAGGGAAUUUAUGACUAUUUAAUGUAUGUCGGCAGAGUAGUCUUCCAUAUCCCUGAUUGGCUGCACCACCUUUUGAUGGGUGGAAGAAUACUGCUCAAAAACACACUGGAGGCUUAUACAGAUUACUACCUGCAUCGCAAACUGGACCAAGUUAUGCUGGAGCAUCGAGUGGUUUCCCUCAUCACACUUCUUAGAGAUUCUGUAUUCUGUGAAGCCAGUGAACCUCGCCCCCUUCAAGAUAAGCAAAAAAGAGCUAAGAAAACAUUUGAAGAAAUGAUGAAAUAUAUACCAGAUUUUCUGACAAAAUGUAUUGGAGAAGAAUCAAAGUACGAGGGAGUUCGGCUCCUCUUUGAUGGACUCCAACAGCCAGUGUUAAACAAACAGUUGACCUAUGUCCUGCUGGACCUGACAAUCCAAGAGCUCUUCCCUGAACUUAAUAAGGUACAGAAAGAAACAUGUCAUUUGAUGGCUCCAUGGAUGUAGGAAGCUACCUAGUGACUGUUGUCCUUCCAGCACCUGCUGCAUGUGCAAUCUACUGUAUGAAAGCAUAACACACCACAAUGAUCCUCUGACUGUAAUGAUGUUAUUCUGUGACCAGCUAUGUAUAGCAUGGGGAAUGACACUGUAAUGAAUUUUGAGAAAAAAAAAGAACUGUAAUAUGUAAUACAGAGAACUAAAUAAAAUAUUUAUUGCUUA
Messenger RNA from Alosa alosa (allis shad), 3598 nucleotides. RefSeq names its product sorting nexin-14-like. The record is from RefSeq and is a predicted model, not a curated record. Gene Ontology annotation, cellular component: late endosome. Bases 422 to 3385 code for a protein of 987 amino acids. Gene Ontology annotation, molecular function: phosphatidylinositol-3,5-bisphosphate binding. Gene Ontology annotation, biological process: autophagosome maturation. NCBI's taxonomy places the organism in Eukaryota, Metazoa, Chordata, Actinopteri, Clupeiformes, Clupeidae. The transcript has 31 exons.